Molecule: messenger RNA, 5106 nt
Organism: Carcharodon carcharias (great white shark)
Lineage: Eukaryota; Metazoa; Chordata; Chondrichthyes; Lamniformes; Lamnidae
Gene: add1
Product: adducin 1 (alpha)
Exons: 16
Coding region: 90-2795 (901 amino acids)
Biological process (GO): positive regulation of adherens junction organization; barbed-end actin filament capping; positive regulation of establishment of endothelial barrier
Cellular component (GO): focal adhesion; postsynaptic density; adherens junction
Molecular function (GO): actin filament binding
Source: RefSeq, a predicted model, not a curated record
GGAGAAGUCGAUCAGUGUCCCUGCAUUUGUAGCAUUCCACCUUUUUGCAAUUCGCCUGCUUCGUCUGUGGGCUUUAUGCAGCUUUCGAAAUGAUCGACUGUCCCGAUGCUGCUAGUUUGAGCCUAGAAUAUCUUGCUAUGAAUGGUGACUCUGGUGCGGGGGUGGUUACCUCCCCCCCUCCAUCGACUGCUCCGCAUAAGGAGAAAUACUUCGACCGAGUUGAUGAGAACAAUCCUGAAUACCUCCGAGAGAGGAAUAUGCCCCCAGAUUUGCGUCAGGAUUUCAACAUGAUGGAGCAGAGGAAAAGAGUUUCCAUGAUUCUGCAGAGUCCGGCUUUCUGUGAAGAACUGGAAUCAAUGAUUCAAGAGCAACUCAAGAAAGGAAAAAACCCUACUAGUCUACUUGCAUUGCAGCAGAUUGCAGAUUUCAUGACAACAAAUGUGCCUAGUAUGUAUCCUGCUGCACCACAAGGUGGAAUGGCUGCGUUAAACAUGAGUCUUGGAAUGGUUACCCCUGUGAAUGACCUCCGAGGAUCUGAAUCUGUCGCAUAUGAAAAAGGAGAGAAAUUGCUGCGUUGUAAGCUGGCAGCUUUCCAUAGACUGGCAGACCUCUUUGGAUGGUCGCAACUUAUCUACAACCACAUAACAGUCAGGGUCAGUUCUGAACAGGAACGUUUCCUCAUUGUACCUUUUGGCCUUCUUUACAGUGAGGUCACUGCAUCUAGUCUGGUUAAAGUUAAUCUUCAAGGUGAUAUUAUUGAUCGUGGCUGCACCAACUUGGGAAUAAACCAGGCUGGCUUUACUUUGCACUCUGCCAUCUAUGCAACUCGACCAGACGUCCGAUGCAUUGUGCACAUUCACACACCAGCUGGAGCUGCGGUCUCUGCAAUGAAGUGUGGUCUACUACCAAUCUCUCCUGAAGCACUGGCACUGGGGGAGAUAGCUUACCAUGACUACCAUGGAAUCCUUGUGGAUGAGGGGGAAAAGAUUCUAAUACAAAAAAACCUGGGUCCCAAGAACAAGGUGCUCAUUCUAAGGAACCAUGGUCUAGUUGCUGUUGGUGAAACGAUUGAGGAAGCUUUUUAUUAUAUUCACAACCUGGUUGUAGCCUGUGAAAUUCAGGUUCGUACAAUGGCCAGUGCUGGAGGGCCUGACAAUUUGGUUCUGCUGGAUCCUGCGAAGUACAAAGCCAAAUCUCGCUGUCCUGAACCUUUAGGAGGUGAUGAAAAUAGUUCACAUCCAAAGUGGCUGAUUGGGGAGCAAGAAUUUGAAGCCCUAAUGAGAAUGUUGGAUAACCUGGGUUACAGAACUGGUUAUCCUUAUCGUUGUCCAGCUUUGCGAGAAAAAAAUAAGAAUCGCAGUGAUGUUGAGAUCCCACCCUCUGCUACAGGUUUUACCUUUCCAGAGGACAGUGACUCUAGCUCUCGCUCCCCUCUCAAGCAAAGUUCUCAGAAACAGCAGCGAGAGAAGACAAGAUGGCUGAAUGCUGGCAGCACAGGCAGAGUUGAUGAAGUGCCUGAAGAAUCUAGGAAUGGUGACAGCCCCAAAUCGAAGACUAAGUGGACAAAAGAAUCUGCUGGUCCAAUUCCCAACCAGUUUGUGCCACUAAACACUGACCCACGUGAGUUCAAAGAGAUGAGGAAUAAGAUUCGAGAACAAAAUUUGCAGGAUAUAAAGACUGCAGGACCUCAAUCUCAGUUACUAUGUGGUGUCGUGCUGGAUAGGUCCUUUGCUCAGGGUGAAUUGGUGACUGCAUCAAAGGCAAUCAUUGAGAAGGAGUACCAGCCACGAGUAAUUGUGAGCACUGCGCCAAAUCCCUUUAAUAAGCUGACAGACCGUGAACUUGAUGAGUACCGCAAAGAAGUUGAACGCAAGCAGAAGGGGCCUGAAGCUGAGAAUACUACAGCCCAUAUUGGUGAGGUCUUGGCGAAAGUUGAGUUCACUCGAGCACACCCUGAUGGCAAGCCAGAUGGCAUGGCAGUUAUAUCGCUAUCGCAAAUGCACCCUGUCCUGGAGCAAGUGACUGUUACAGAAGUUGUUCAAAGCCAAAGUCUGCCUUCCAUGCAUGAGCCUAUACAUAACCAAGAUAAUACAACUGAAACAAAAUCUCACACAAGACAAGGAUACUCUACGAAGGCAGAGUCUCAUAACAUACACAAGCAGAUGUCUGAUCAGGAUACUCCCUACAGUGUAGGCCAGGUCUCCGGGCAGUUCAACCUAGAACAUGUGGAUAGCAAAGAAUCUCUACACAGCCAGCUACACAGUGCCGUUGUCAAGGCACUAGCCAGUUCUGGUGACCGUAUUCCUUCAUCUGACCCUUCAAGUACUGGCCAGCAGGAGCUUUCAGAAUCCCAGUCACUGGAUGUAAAAGUCAACGACCAACAUAGUCCUGCAGACCACACACCUACCCGCACUCCUCCCAGCACUCCCACAAAAUUAGAUGAUGAAUUGCAAGUGGAACAGACAUGCAAGGAUGACAGUGCUGCAACUUUCCAACAGUCCCUGCCAGAACUCACCCCUGAUGAGCCCUCAGAAGUGCUGACCUUCCCGACUUUGGGAAACGAGGAGUCGGACAGCCCAAGUAAAGAUCUGAGUAGGAAGCUUGACGAGCUGACCACAGCUGAGCUCCAAGAAGUGCCCUCCCCACCACCACCUGAGCAGGUGCCAACGCCACCAGCUGAGGAAGUGGCAGAUGCAGCCAGCGAUGAGUCUCCCAGCAAGUCACCUUCGAAGAAGAAGAAAAAGUUCCGCACUCCUUCCUUCCUGAAGAAGAAUAAGAAAAAAAGCGACUCCUAAAAAAAAAAGCCUGGUCUUUACCUGGGGAAGGCAGAUCGAUUCUAAUUAAUUUCUAGAAUGUGCAAGGUUGUAUCGUUUAGUGUUAUGUCUUAUUAAAAAAACAUGUAACUGAAUGCAAAGAAACGUCUAGUAUAGCUCGAUUGGUAUGGAAAGUAACAGGACAUUUUUUUUGACACAAAACAAAAAGAGGUGCUAAUCCUUUCAGUGCAGUAGGUGCAACCCACUAAGUGUUUAAUUGCAGCAUGGUUUGCCACUUCGGGGUUGAGCUAGAAGAAUAAUGAAACCAGAGGAAGCCUUUUUUAAUAAGAUUAUAUUGUAAUGAUGAAUUAAUUGCAUUGAUAUUGUAGUAAUGACCUAUGUUUUAUCACAGGUGUGUAAGACAACCUGCGCAUGACUGUUAAAUGCCAGCCAUCUGCAAUGCUGCCUAAAUGGUGUAGGGAUGUGUUUAAAGGUUAUUACCAUGUGGCUUGUAAAUUGGCACAGAUCAUGAGUUGCUUACUUUAUAUAAUGAAAAAGAAUGCUCUAGGUAAAUUGCUGAAUCGUGAAUAGCAAGUUCUUUUCCAUUUAAGGCAGAUUUCCCUUUUGUUCAUCUGCACACACACGUUUUUUAAAGCAAUUGAAUGAUGCAGCCCACUGGUAAAUUUGGUGUGGUAUCUGUCAAGAGUGCCUAGGUUCUAGCCUGGGAAUCGUUGUACAGUGAGUUUCCCGGCUUUGGAUAUUUUCUCUAAGCAAGACCAUGGGCAUGCCCAGUGUUGCUUUUGUGAAUCUCCCAGCAACUAAUUCAGCAGUUUAACAUUAAUUGUUUGACUGGAUCUGGUGACUCAUUUACGCAUUUUUGCUUGCCAUACCAGUCCAAGAAUAUUGUGUGGUUGUCUGAAAGGGAAAAAAAAAUAGGUACACAACAUGCUCUUCUGUUAGUGAAAUACAGUUUAGAUAAAUAUGAUGGCAAAGUCAUGCUUUAAUGCUGGAAUCGUAUAUUGAAAAAAAUUUAAGACUUGCAUUUAUAUAGUGCUCUAUCGCAUCUCUAGAGAAAUCUCUCCAGUUAUUUUGAAGUGCAGUGAUUGUUUAUGUAGGCAAAUGUGGCAUUUAAAGGAUGUCUUGUUUAACCAGAAUUCUAUGAAAUGGCUAACAUGUUGUGUCCUGGUUUUUUUAUGUAUUGAUUUGAAGUAUAACAGAUUCAGCAACAAAAGAGUUACUGUAUCGCUAAGAAUUAUUUGACAUCAGAGGAAAUGAAUAGAAAGGAGAGGGUCCAUUUUUACCCUGUGCCAGGGCCAUUCACCAUUACUAAUGGAGGAAAUAAGUUUUUUCAUAAAUCCUACAAUGUGAACAAUAUAACAAGAAAAAUGUCCACUUAAGGCUUGUUUUAAUUAGGCAGCAGCCAAAGCUACUUGGAAUCUGUCAUGUACAUGUUGCGUGACCUAUCCUGUCUUUGCUAAACAGGGAGUAGAACAAGCCUCUGCUGAACAUUCUUAACUCUUCCCCAUGAUGUUGGAUAUGGAAAUUUCACUGCUCCAUGAUGCUUAAAACUUGUAGUUUGGUAAAUUAAAUUGCUCUGCUAAAUGUGGAGAAGUUUACAACAUGAGAAAAUUGUAAGAAAGAAAAGAGAAUUGUGCAAAGAAACAUAGGAUUGAUGGAAUCCUACAAAAUGUACUGGAGAAGGUAUUGGUAUAUAUAAAUGAUAUCAUUUGGAGCUAACCCCCUCUGUGCAAGAAAUUUCAGGCAGCACUGCCUACAGAUUCUAGCUGAAAUUCCUCCAUUCCCACUGGGAAGCCCUGGUUUGGGUAUCUGUAACUUUUAUGCUGGAGAUGUGACAACACAGUCCACGUGUUGAGGUCCAGCUGCUGCCUUCCCCUUUCAAAGCAGGUCUGUUGGUGGGUUGAGACAGGGCCGUAGUGGAAGUGGCAGCAAAACAAAAAGCAAGGAGUAUAAUUUGCAAAUAAGAUGUGUAAUGAGGACUGCAUGGCAUCGCUGGCUUUCUGCUUGUAUUCUACCCUUGUAUGACUUCUGUACACUAAGCAGUUUUAAUCUCCUUUUUGUUAAUCAGUUAUAAUUGUCAGACUUGAAUAUUAACCACAUACCAUCUGCUAAUUAUUCCAGUUUUGAUUGUUUCAGUUCUUAAUUAUCAUCUCCACUUAUACAAAAGAUUUGUAAACUCUUUGAUUUUUAUUCUAUCUUUCCAAUUCUUGUAUUACUAAAUGAAGUAAAAGAAUUUAUUACUUUUAUGAAGAAAAUCAUUAAUUUUGGUUUUUUUAAGUUUCAUUGUAACAUGUUUGAGUUUCGCCUACAAAUAAAAUCCUUUCUUUAAACCUUA